AUGAAUCAAAAAAUAAUUAUUCAAUUAUUAGUAGUUUUUUUGUUGGUGAAUAUUUCAGUAGGUGAAAUUUUUAGACAUAAGAAGAAUCAUCAUAAUCGUAAUCAUAGUGAUAAAGACACUGAAACUCCAUCAGACUAUGACAAAAGAUGUCCUAGUCUACAUAUUCCAGGAACAUGUGAAGCAGUUUGUUCAGCUGAGGUCCCUUGCCCAAAUGGUCAAAUUUGCUGCCCAACUUCAUGUGAUGGUACCUAUUGUUGGAAUCAUGCUGUAGGACACAAUGAAACUGAAUCCAAUGUUAAAAUAAGUAAAGCCUAUCAAUAUUAG
Messenger RNA from Heterostelium album PN500, 324 nucleotides. RefSeq lists its product as uncharacterized. Bases 1 to 324 code for a protein of 107 amino acids. The transcript has a single exon. The record is from RefSeq and is a predicted model, not a curated record. NCBI's taxonomy places the organism in Eukaryota, Evosea, Eumycetozoa, Acytosteliales, Acytosteliaceae.